Molecule: messenger RNA, 798 nt
Organism: Cladocopium goreaui
Lineage: Eukaryota; Dinophyceae; Suessiales; Symbiodiniaceae
Source: the annotation of a GenBank genome assembly
AUGCAGGGGCACAGAAAGAGAGACAUUUUGGGUGUACACAUUGAAGACUUACUGUACAUGUUGAGGUUCGUCUUUGGCCAUUUUCUGCCCCGGUGGCACGUCGGGUCCGAACGAUCCAGCAACAUAGAUGACAGUUCUGCCGAGACGCGCCGCGACAGACAGUUGCGAGGACCGAAAAGGGAGACGCGUGGCUGCUUCAAGGUCAUUGUGGGAUGUCGUGCCACCUGCGAGCUUUGCAUCCCUUCGAGCGACACCACCACGGCCGCGGGGACUACAGCGGUGGUCACCACGACAGAACCGGAGAUCGUUUGGCCCGGCGCUUCCGAUGCGAUCCAUCUGGUGGUGGCCAUCACGGCGCGAACGAACCUGGUGCGUGAUACCGUCGCGACCCAAGUCGAGUACAUCAAGACGGAUCCGCAGCCGUUAUUGCUGGUCCUCUACGAUGAGCUUGAAGCCAUCGGCCUCUCCGGUGCUGCCAUCCCAGGUCGGGGCGUGAUGACGGCGACCAAACAUUUGGCUCAGAGCUGUCAAUGGUACAGCCGGGGGCAGCUCACAAGGGGCCUAGUCUCCGCCUGGCCUUCAGUGCGGCUGAUUUUAGUCAUCGCCAUGUCUUUCGUGAAAGCUGCUGAACGACCUGAAGGGAACAUGGCCAUGGUGGACCCUUCACACUUGGAGAGGUUGGAGAAGUUGGAGGAGGCUGUGCUGCGUAUGGGUGCCAUGCGACAGGAGAUGCAAACUCUCAGAGAGCGAGUUGUUUGUUUAGAGACGCAGCUGCAGGCUGAACAAGCCGAAUCAGAG